AUGCCUUCUGUAAGCGUAAUCAGUUGUUUGUUCCACCGACCACCCUGUGGUCUCCACCGCUCCUCUUCCGAAAUGGUCGUUCUCUUCAGGUGUGAGUUAGUUUCUCCUCCCUAUCUCAUAUACAUGGGGUCUGAUAAAGCUGAGAAUGAUGAACUUAUUAGAUGGGGGUGGCCCGAAGAUGUGUGGUUCCAUGUAGAUAAAUUCUCCUCCGCACAUGUUUACCUGAGGCUUAGGGAUGGUGAAAGCCUUGACGAUGUCCCCGAAACUGUAAUCCAAGAUUGCGCCCAACUUGUUAAAGCGAAUAGUAUACAGGGAUCUAAACAAAAUGAUGUAGAUGUCGUUUAUACAAUGUGGAGUAAUCUACGAAAGUUAAAUCACAUGGCCGUUGGACAAGUUGGCUUUCAUGAUAACCAUCAAGUGCGUAAAUUGUGUGUUGAGCGCCGGAUCGGCGAGACUAUCAAACGACUUGAUAAGACUCGUCAGGUUGUUGAGAAGCCAGAUUUACGAGUCGAGCGUGAGGCCAGAGACAAAAGGAUCCGGGAUCGUGAGCGCCAAGUUCAAAUAGCCAGGCAACGAGUUGAACGAGAGGCGGCUAAAGUUCGUGAGGAGGAGGCAGAGCGCCGUUCCUACGAUCGCAUUUUCACACAGGAAAAAAUGCGAUCUAAUGCUGACGGCUACGAUUCCGAUGACUUUAUUUAG
This is a messenger RNA of Protopolystoma xenopodis, 699 nucleotides long. The record is from the annotation of a GenBank genome assembly. NCBI's taxonomy places the organism in Eukaryota, Metazoa, Platyhelminthes, Monogenea, Polystomatidea, Polystomatidae.